This is a messenger RNA of Momordica charantia (bitter melon), 2748 nucleotides long. Its product is annotated as cell division cycle protein 48 homolog. Gene Ontology annotation, molecular function: polyubiquitin modification-dependent protein binding; ATP hydrolysis activity; ATP binding. Gene Ontology annotation, cellular component: nucleus; VCP-NPL4-UFD1 AAA ATPase complex; cytosol. NCBI's taxonomy places the organism in Eukaryota, Viridiplantae, Streptophyta, Magnoliopsida, Cucurbitales, Cucurbitaceae. Gene Ontology annotation, biological process: retrograde protein transport, ER to cytosol; mitotic spindle disassembly; autophagosome maturation. The record is from RefSeq and is a predicted model, not a curated record.
AUUUCUUGGCAUCUUUCUUCGGAAUUGCACCGAUGGUCUGAUAAGUUGCAGAAGCCCUUGUGGUGCUCAAGAAAAAAAGGCUGAAAAACGAUGACAGACCCAACGGGCUCAUCAGCUUCAGAUAAGGUCCAGGCAUCCUCUUCUUCUUCACCGGACCAGAAAAGCACUAAACGGGAUUUUUCCACUGCAAUUUUGGAACGCAAGAAGUCUCCCAAUCGUUUAGUUGUUGAUGAGGCUAUCAAUGAUGAUAACUCUGUGGUUUCUUUGCAUCCUGCUACCAUGGAAAAGCUGCAGUUCUUUAGAGGAGAUACUAUUUUAUUGAAGGGGAAGAAGCGGAGAGAUACAGUGUGUGUUGUUCUUGCUGAUGAACAAUGUGAAGAGCCAAAAAUCAGAAUGAAUAAAAUUGUACGAGCCAAUCUUAGAGUUCGUCUUGGAGAUGUCGUGUCUGUCCAUCAGUGUCCUGAUGUGAAGUAUGGAAAACGGGUUCACGUCCUCCCCAUUGAUGAUACAAUAGAGGGUGUUACUGGCAACCUAUUUGAUGCAUAUUUGAAACCUUAUUUCUUGGAAGCAUAUCGACCGGUGAGGAAGGGUGACCUAUUUUUAGUCAGGGGUGGAAUGAGAACUGUUGAAUUCAAGGUCAUAGAGACAGACCCUGGUGAAUACUGUGUUGUUGCACCUGAUACUGAGAUCUUCUGUGAGGGAGAGCCCAUAAAACGCGAGGAUGAGGAGAGAUUAAAUGAAGUUGGAUAUGAUGACGUUGGGGGUGUCCGGAAGCAAAUGGCUCAGAUUCGUGAACUAGUUGAAUUACCACUUAGACACCCACAACUCUUCAAAUCAAUUGGUGUAAAGCCUCCAAAAGGGAUAUUGCUAUAUGGGCCUCCUGGAUCCGGAAAAACUCUUAUAGCAAGAGCUGUUGCUAAUGAGACUGGUGCAUUUUUCUUUCUAAUUAAUGGGCCAGAAAUAAUGUCGAAGUUAGCUGGUGAGAGUGAAAGCAAUCUGAGGAAGGCUUUUGAGGAAGCUGAAAAGAAUGCCCCCUCAAUUAUCUUUAUUGAUGAACUUGAUUCCAUUGCUCCAAAGAGGGAGAAAACACAUGGAGAAGUGGAAAGACGUAUUGUUUCCCAACUUCUGACCUUGAUGGAUGGCCUCAAGACUCGAGCACACGUUAUUGUUAUUGGAGCUACCAAUAGACCUAAUAGCAUUGACCCUGCUUUGAGGAGGUUUGGAAGAUUUGAUCGGGAGAUCGAUAUUGGUGUACCUGAUGAAAUAGGACGAUUGGAAGUCCUUAGGAUCCAUACAAAGAACAUGAAACUUGCAGAGGAUGUCGAUCUUGAGAGAGUUGCAAGGGACACCCAUGGUUACGUUGGUGCAGAUCUUGCUGCUCUCUGCACUGAAGCAGCACUCCAGUGUAUUCGGGAGAAAAUGGAUGUCAUUGAUUUGGAGGAUGAAACAAUUGAUGCUGAGGUAUUGAAUUCCAUGGCCGUAACCAAUGAGCAUUUCCAAACUGCUUUAGGGUCUUCGAAUCCUUCAGCUUUGCGCGAAACUGUUGUGGAGGUUCCGAACGUUUCGUGGGAUGAUAUUGGUGGGUUGGACAAUGUUAAAAGAGAGCUCCAGGAGACUGUCCAAUAUCCAGUGGAGCAUCCUGAGAAGUUUGAAAAAUUUGGCAUGUCACCAUCUAAAGGUGUUCUCUUUUAUGGGCCCCCUGGCUGUGGUAAAACGCUGCUUGCUAAGGCAAUUGCCAAUGAAUGCCAAGCCAACUUUAUAAGUGUGAAAGGACCUGAGUUGCUGACAAUGUGGUUUGGUGAAAGUGAGGCAAAUGUGAGAGAGAUAUUCGACAAGGCUCGGCAGUCGGCUCCUUGUGUACUAUUUUUUGAUGAACUUGAUUCCAUAGCAACUCAGCGUGGUAGUUCUGUUGGAGAUGCUGGUGGUGCAGCAGAUAGAGUCUUGAACCAACUUCUUACAGAAAUGGAUGGCAUGACUGCAAAGAAGACCGUGUUCAUAAUUGGGGCAACAAACAGGCCAGACAUUAUAGACCCCGCCCUGCUUAGGCCCGGACGUCUGGACCAAUUAAUAUACAUCCCGCUCCCUGACGAGGCUUCUCGUCUUCAGAUCUUCAAAGCAUGUCUGCGAAAGUCACCAGUGUCGAAAGAUGUCGAUCUAUCAGCUCUUUCCCGGUACACCCAUGGCUUUAGUGGAGCCGAUAUCACUGAAAUAUGUCAGCGUGCCUGCAAAUAUGCCAUUAGAGAAAAUAUUGAGAAGGAUCUCGAGAAGGAGAGAAAGAAAAGAGAAAACCCAGAAGCCAUGGAAGAAGACGACGACAUCGACGAAGUCUCAGAGAUAAAGGCAGCACAUUUCGAGGAGUCGAUGAAGUUUGCUCGUCGAAGUGUCAGUGAUGCAGACAUCAGGAAGUACCAGCUCUUUGCUCAGACCCUACAACAAUCUCGCGGAAUUGGAUCUGAAUUUCGGUUCCCCGACCGAACUGAUAACAUUGCAGCUGACCCGUUUUCUUCUGCCAUAGCUGGAGAUGAUGAUGAUGAUCUUUACAACUGAAGUGGAAACCAGUCAGUGCAAUGGUUUGUAAGGGCCUUUCUUCUCUAAACAACCCUUUCAAGUGCUUUCUUCUCUUGAAAUGUAGUUGUGUUUUCUUUUCUUCUUGCUAGUGAAUGGUUGUGUUGUACAUAUUGCAAGGAUUGAUCGUAGAGAAAUAAAGGAAUGUGGAACAUCAGACUGGACAGUCUCUUCGCUGUGAAA